Molecule: messenger RNA, 660 nt
Organism: Patella vulgata (common limpet)
Lineage: Eukaryota; Metazoa; Mollusca; Gastropoda; Patellidae
Product: photoreceptor outer segment membrane glycoprotein 2-like
Exons: 4
Coding region: 1-660 (219 amino acids)
Biological process (GO): visual perception
Cellular component (GO): membrane
Source: RefSeq, a predicted model, not a curated record
AUGAAAUUUAAGGUUGAAGUCAGGACAAUUAUUCUUGAAAAUUACGACACAGGAAUACUUCCACACAUGUUGGUAUCCAUAGGAUGCCUGCUGUUUGUUUUCCACAUAAUUGGAGCGAAGAUAUCUAAUGAUUGUGGUCAUGCUGAAAGUAGAAGAACGUUCCAUAAUAUGAUGAUGUGUUUUAUUGUUUUGUUGGCAGCCAUGAGCAUAGUGUUGAUUGCCGGUGGAUCCAUGUGUUUUGCUCACCGAAACUUUUUAGGAGAUGCUUUUAAAAAAGGGUUGUUAUCCUCUAUGAAGUUAUAUAAAGAAAACGAAACUGUCAAAGAAAUGAUUGAUCGCACACAACUGGAAUUUCGAUGCUGCGGUAGUACUAGUUAUAAGGAUUGGUUUGAAGUUAGCUGGAUAAAUGGAGAGGAUAUAAACAUGGAACAUCCAGAUGUUCAAAGCAAUUUAAAACAUGGUAAUUAUUAUGGUGAUGAUGUUCCAUUCAGCUGCUGUAGAAUUAAUUCAUCAAGACCGUGUAUAUUUCAUAAAUGGUUAAUAAUUAUACUUCUACGACACUUACAAACAUCCAUCAAUGAAGCUAUAGAGGAAGGUGAUCCGGAAGGUGGUGGAGAUGCUUAUUGUUUCUCUCAAGCUCCAUGCUAUACAAUACUCUGA